UGGCUUUACUGGUAUCCAGGUGAGGACGUGAUUUUCGGUCCGUACGAGCAGCCGGAGAACGGAACACAAAAGCGGCCUGUGCUCCCUUUACAGUGACGUCAGCUUGUUGUUCUGUAGAACCCGUGGACCCGUUAACGAAGCCAUGGCCCAGAGGAAGAACCCAAAAGCCCAGUCCAAGAGAGCUGAGACGUUCGUUUCAUGCAGCGCUAUCGCCGCUAUGGUGCCUCCUCCUCGGCUCCUGUAGAAGAGGUGCAUGCAGAGGAUGAGGUGUCCACUGAAGAGGAGGUGUUUGAGCAGGACACAGAGCCACUGGUGGAGGGGGGAGGUCAGGCUGAAGUCCAGCAGACGGGAGGUGUUACUAAGGACGGGGUCCAGCCGAUGAAGGACGAUCUGACACCUGCUGUGUCUGAGACAGAGGCCAAGAAUCAUCCAGUGGAAAGCAAGAAUGGAAAGAGGACAGAAGGAGGAGGUGGCGGAGGAGACACAGGCGGAGGUCCCAAGUACUCUAUGUUUACCUGGCUGGUGGUGCUGGCUCUGCUGGGAGUCUGGAGCUCUGUGGCUGUGGUCUACUUCGACAUCGUGGACUAUGACAGUGUCAUUGCCAGAGCUAAGGAGUUUCAUAUGAACUUUUCCCAAGUUUUACAAGGUAAACUGACGGCCUACGAUGCCGAUGGCGAUGGCGACUUUGACGUGGAAGACGCUAAAGUUCUGCUUGAUGAGAAGAAGUUAAGAGCUUCUGGCCUGAGGAGGAGCAGGCUGAGAACAGUUGAAACGAAGGAAGAGAAGAAGAAAGGACUGAAAGCAGAAAGACAAGAGCAGGAAGCAGAAAGCAGUCAACAUGUGACUGAAACAGGAAGUGAGCAAGCUGUAGGACCAGAGUCCACAUCACCUGAUGCAACGGGUUCAGUGGCUGAUUUCCUGACUUUAAACUCGUUUCCAGAGCGUGAAGCCCUGCUUCUCCAGGACGGUGCAGACUCUGGAUCUCAGGAUGUGGAGUCUGAAAUCCAAGCUGCCGUCUCCCUCCCUCCGGUGCUGGACAACAGCUUUGUUCCAGAGGAGGAGACCGACUCAAUUGACACCACUGGAGUUCUACUGAAGGAUCCAACGACGCAGGGCAGUGUAGCCGAGUCUGAACGUUUGACGAGCUCCACGUUAACAGAUGAAGCAGAGAAACAGCCUGAGCCUCCAGCAACAGCAGAACCACAGAUGGAGACGAGACCAGACACUCCAGAGACACGGCCUCAAGAGAAGUUAAAAGAAAAAAUGAAAAAGAAGAAACCAAAGUUGUUCAAUAAGUUUGAUAAAAGCAUCAAAACAGAAAUCGAUGCUGCCGAGAAGCUUCGAAAGAAGGGGAAGGUGGAGGAGGCUCUAAAAGCGUUUGAGCAGCUGGUGCAGCAGUAUCCACACAGUCCACGCGCUCGCUACGGAAAAGCCCAGGCAGAGGACGACCUGGCUGAGAAGCUGCGCAGCAAUGACAUGCUGCAGCGAGCCAUUACCAGCUACAGAGAAGCUGCUGAGCUUCCUGAUGUGACCUCUGACCUGCUGAGAGCUGCACUGAAGAGACGAGCUGAGAGACAGCAGUUUCUGGGUCGGAUCCGUGGCUCUCUGGCGACUUUGGAAAAGUUGGUCCAGGUCUUUCCAGAUGACAUCAGUCUAAAAAACGAUCUAGGAGUCGCCCACCUGCUGAUUGGAGACAAUAAAGGCGCAAAGAAGGUCUAUGAGGAAGUUCUGGCAGCUGCUCCAGCCGACGGCUUUGCUAAGGUUCACUACGGUUUCAUCCUGAAGUCAGAGAACAAGAUUGCGGAGAGCAUACCAUACCUCAGGGAGGGUUUGGAGUCCGGUGAACCCGGGACAGACGAUGGGCGCUUUUACUUCCACCUGGGAGACGCUCUGCAGCGAGUCGGGGACGACAGCGCGUAUGACUGGUACGAGCUGGGUCACAAACGUGGCCACUUCGCCUCCGUGUGGCAGAGGUCUCUCUACAACGUGGACGGACUGAGGGCUCAGCCCUGGUGGACAGCUAAGGAGACAGGAUACACUGACCUGGUUAAGAUGUUGGAGAGAAACUGGAAGACGAUCAGGGAUGAGGCCUUGGCCAUGAUGGACCAGAACACUGGGGUGUUCAUGCCUGAGGAGGAGAACCUGAGAGAGAGAGGGGAGUGGGGCCAGUACACACUGUGGCAGCAAGGAAAGAAAGUUGGGAACUCGUGUCAGGGCGUCCCAAAGACCUGCUCAUUGAUGGAGCGAUACCCUGAAGCUACAGGCUGCAAGAGAGGCCAGAUUAAGUUCUCGGUCAUGCAGCCUGGGACUCACGUAUGGCCUCACACUGGACCCACCAACUGCAGGCUGAGGAUGCACCUUGGCCUCGUCAUCCCCAAACAUGGAUGCAGGAUCCGCUGCACCAACCAGACCAGGGAGUGGGAGGAAGGUAAAGUCCUCAUCUUUGACGACUCCUUCGAGCACGAGGUCUGGCAGGAGGCCGACAGCUUCCGCCUCAUCUUUAUCGUGGACGUCUGGCACCCGGAGUUAACGCCGUACCAGCGCCAGACUCUGAGUCCCAUUUAGAUCAAGUCCAGGUUUCUGGACCUGGUAAGAACCUUACACAGCCUUAGAAGACUGACUGACCGACUGGCUGCUGCUGCUUCUCUGGAUAAAACUCUUAAACUCUGAGUCAUCGAGGGAGUUUGACCUACAGAAUAAAACAUUUGUUCUGUUGAUGAGCUAACAUCAGACGGACAGACUCAGGAGGUUCAGAUCUGGACCUAAUACUACUGACUCCACAGCCUGAACACACGGUACUCAUUCUAAGGUCCCACAUUCAUCCAGAUCAUGAGGAAGUUAGAGUUUAUGUUCCUGCCAUGGGAAUUAUUUGGGAACUUGACUUUAUAGUAAAACACGCCUCACUGAUGUUAAAACACUACAACAGAGGAACUGUUCUGAUUCAAAUGAAGCAAGUCACUAACAGUUUAACGAGGCCUUAACCAGGUCAGUGUUUGCACAGUGACACGUAACACCAGAUGUUAUAAAAGAGGGUUUAUAUUUGUAUUAAAAAUAAAAAAACUAAAGUUUA
Betta splendens (Siamese fighting fish) is the source of this 3070-nucleotide messenger RNA. RefSeq names its product un-named hu7910. The transcript is spliced from 29 exons. Lineage: Eukaryota; Metazoa; Chordata; Actinopteri; Anabantiformes; Osphronemidae. Gene Ontology annotation, biological process: peptidyl-aspartic acid hydroxylation. Bases 199 to 2565 code for a protein of 788 amino acids. Gene Ontology annotation, cellular component: membrane; endoplasmic reticulum. The record is from RefSeq and is a predicted model, not a curated record. Gene Ontology annotation, molecular function: protein binding; peptidyl-aspartic acid 3-dioxygenase activity.